AUGCUACUUAGCAAGAAACGGGCCAGUGAAGUCUGCCGGCGAGGCUUGUUCCGAGCAGCUACAGGCGUAGCUGUUCUUUCCCGGGGCGGCCGCGUCUGGUCGGCUGAUGAAGCCAAUGAGGCAAUCCAGGAGACGCAGCAAGUGAAGCAGGUGGAUGUAUUUGUUAGCCACUCCUGGUCCUCGGACCGCUGGGAGAAGCAUCUCGCCAUGUGCUUCUAUCUGAAUCUUUGGAUGGCAUCCAAGGCUCUUGCCGUAAGUGCAGUUGUUUCACAGUUCGUUGUGGCCUUCCUCCCGGAGCAAAGCAUUGACAUGACAUACAUGAUUCUCAUGGAUCUGCCGGUGCUCAUUUUUCUCACGUUUUUCUUUUUCGGCCAGCAUCUGACAUGCGGGUGCUUGUGCCCCAGCAUUUGGGUGGACAAGCUUUGCGUUGACCAGACCAACGAGAGCACCAAGUCGCAGGGCAUUGCAGAGCUGCCCGCGAUUGUCGCUUGCUCUGACCAGCUGCUCGUGUUGUGGAGCGAGUCCUACUUUGAAAGACUCUGGUGCAACUUCGAGCUGUCCAUCUUUGUGAAGCUUUGCGGGGUCGGCAAGAUACGGUGCGUGCCUUUGUGGAUGGCACCCUGGCUCCUGAUCACCAUCGCCUUGUCUUGGUUCGGAAGUCGGAUGGACUCCAUUGUGCUCGACAGCGAUCCCGAGGCCUUCACGGUUGUCUUGAGCUAUGGUCCCCAAGACGAUGCACUCGAGUAUGCAAUGAGCCGUACUAUGGAAUACCUGGCAGAGGCUCCUUUCUUUGCCGUGACUCUGCUGCCGAACCUGAUCGUCAGUGCAAUUUCAUUCCGAAUGAAGCUGGAGAGGCACGAGACCAUGCUUAAGCACAUGGAGACCUUCGAUAUACGAGCUGCAAAGUGCUCUCUCGAGGAAGACCGCGAGAAUAUCGAGCAGAGAGUUGCUGAGCUCUUCGACGGCAUUGAUGAUCCAACGAUCUCCGUGGCUCUUGGCUCGCCGGGCACAGGCGCGCCAAGCGAAAUGGAGACAGAGACAGAGACCAGAAUUGCCGUGCCACUUGACAGCCGACCUGCGAUACGUGCUGUCACCAGCUACCUUGGUCACGAGGAUUCUCUCGAUGCUUUUAACACCUUUGUGCGGCAUCAGCUUCGCUCCGCGAUCACUGCCGACUUGGGGCUUGAGACCGAUUUCCCCUGGAACGUUUCUCUUCUCAGCUUCUUUCCCGCAUUCCUGGAUUUCACAGCACAAAUUUGGUGUGGCAGGGCAUUUCGUGACAAGGCUGGCUUUGCUUCCGAUGAGCAAUAUUUCGCACUCAGCUUUGGGACGGCUUUCCUGGCACUCUUCGUGAAUUUUCCCCUGAGCCCUCCGUGUUUCCUCCUCGUCAUGAAGUGGGUUGUUGCAAGAACGUCCCCUGGAUUUCUGCGGCACUUGCUUGCCUUGACCUGUGGCUUUGUAUUGAACACGGCUUUGUGUGCCAUGUAUGGAUCGAUGAUCGGAAUGCUGGAAAGUUUCGUCAUUACAGGCCACCUCGGACUGCUGACAUUCUUCCUGUUAAUGCUAUCCAUUCACUUGUUUUGCAACUAUGCCCUCUAUGGGCAUGACAUUCAAAACUUCCAUCGCUUGCGUCUGUCCCAAAGGGGACUUCGACGCGAGGAAUGCGACAGUCUUAUGUAA
This is a messenger RNA of Symbiodinium sp. CCMP2592, 1680 nucleotides long. The record is from the annotation of a GenBank genome assembly. Lineage: Eukaryota; Dinophyceae; Suessiales; Symbiodiniaceae.